Nezara viridula (southern green stink bug) is the source of this 2162-nucleotide messenger RNA. The record is from the annotation of a GenBank genome assembly. Lineage: Eukaryota; Metazoa; Arthropoda; Insecta; Hemiptera; Pentatomidae.
CUUACUUGAGUAGAUCUGGUAUUUUUGGGAUAUGGUAAGGUUUCAAAACUCAUAUGGGAUUCGGUCAAGUAUGACGAUUAAGGUUAGGAUUUUAAUUCGGCUUCACGAAUCCAAUUUAGCCUAAAUUUCUUGUUUCUGUGGAUAGCACAAGUUGGCAUGCAUCACCGCUUUAAUCCACCACACUCAUAACCUUUCCAGCUUCCAAUACCAAUGCUAUAGCACCAUGGAGCUGAAAGAUUUGUACAAAAUUGUGAUAAUGAUAGCAGUGGUGACCUGGUAUUCUAUACAAGCUCGGUCCUAACUGGAACUAGAUGACCCGUCAUGGAGCGGGUCGACAGCACCAGGCGGAAGUCAGACGAUUCGAGGAAGAUCAACCUCUCCGAGGAGCCGCCCCCUCCCCCGGCACCUCCAGGGAAGGAGCUCGUGAAGAAGGACAGUUUCAGGGAACCUAAAGGAGUCGAAGGUUCUCCGAGACAGCAGAGGAAGUUCCUAACAACAUGGAGGAUGGCUUGCGAUAAGACAAAAGACCGUACCAAAGAUCUCUUGAAGAAGUGGAGGACGAUGCCGGAAGCAGCCAUAGACGAAGAAUCCAGUGAACCCCUUGUGGAGCUACAACCCAACUCAGGAGAGCACGGCUGGAGCGUCCAUGUUUGGGCCACUUGGGUCAAAAGGUUUCCCAGCGAUGACGACGUCCUCAACGACAGAGCAAAUUCUUCACUCACAGAAAUCCAAAAAGAAAAAUUGAGCCAUUUCUUUUCACACGUUUUCGACAUGGAUAGGGACGACAUUAUCUCAGUGCAAGAUUUUGAAUCACUAACAGAAAGGAUUCGACACUUCUCCGACUGGUCAACAAACAGUGGUGAUUAUUUAGUUCUUGAACAAGUGCAGCAAGGAUUCAUUGAAACAUUCAUACAUCCACUGAAACCAGAUACAAGCUCUGAAGCUGAAAGUUUGCCUCCUAUUGAUAUCAACAAAUUAUUCCUUAGUAUUGAGGACUGGCUUUGGUUCUGGGGUUUACUCCUGGAAGGAAUCAAGUCCUAUCAUGAACUUCCGAUUUGGCUUCAGUACUUUCCCAAAGUAAUAUUUAACGCUAUCAACAAAAGUGGAACAGGCAUUAUAACAAGAGAUGAACUGAGCGCCUUCUAUUCUUCAGUAAUGGGAUUCUCAGCACAGAGAGUGGGUGAAAUUCUUGAUAAAGCCUACAGAGCUAUGACAGCAAAUGGAGAUUACAAACUGAAUUACUCUUUGUAUCGCCUUUGUUUUGCAAAUUUCCUCUUAGGACGUUUCCCUAAUGGACCUGGACAAUAUGUGUUUGGAUGCGCAAUUAAGGAACCUGCCACAUUUCCAAUAGACUAUACAGCAAUGAAUGCAAAGCCAGAAGAUUUAGAAUGCUUUUCCCUUCUUGAAAGGGCCUCAUCAAAUAGAAGUUCAAUAAUUGUAUGAAAUCAAUGCUGAAUCUGUUUUAAUUUUGUAUUUAUUUAUCGAUAACCAGAAAAAAAUGUAUCUGUUUUUAUUAAGUUUUUAAUAGUUAACUAUUUAAUGUAAUAAUCGUGUAUAUACUGUUAUAUAAAUUUUAAAAAAACUGUAACACUAUUUAUUUAAAUGACACUCAUCGCUUUCCUCUGAAUUCAUUAUCAGUAAAUUUAACUAUACAGAAUUCAGUAGGUAAAUGGAGAUGUAAGCCUCCUACAUUCAAUCAAAAACAAAUUUUGUUAUUGCUAAAAGGACAAGUUUUGUAAGAAACAUUAAUAAAGCAUGGAUAUAAUAUAAAAUGUUUCUGAAAACCCUAAUUUCAUUACAUUAAUUAAAAACAGUUUUACAAUUAAUAAAAAUAAAUAAAUUCUAUAAGAAAUAAUAAUACCUAAAGGUACUUUUAAUGGCAUAAAUCUUACAGAAAUGAUGAAACAUUCAUGCCAGAUCAUCCUCUAUCGCUUAUUGAAAAAUUGCUAUUUAAUCAUCUUUGAGUGGAUGAAAUGUCCAGACAUAUAAAGUUUGACUAAAAACAUGUUGGUAAACAAAAUAAUAAAAUUAUGUUACUCUUUGAAGACUACAAACCAGAACUUUUAUGAUUUUAACGAUUUGCUAUAUAUUCUUGAAAUAUUUGUUCGCAACAUGAACUAUUUUAAAAGUUUUUUUCUUACUUGUUCUUAUGAAUAACACAU